Messenger RNA from Sander lucioperca (pikeperch), 3902 nucleotides. Its product is annotated as voltage-dependent calcium channel subunit alpha-2/delta-4-like. The transcript has 40 exons. Gene Ontology annotation, cellular component: voltage-gated calcium channel complex. Lineage: Eukaryota; Metazoa; Chordata; Actinopteri; Perciformes; Percidae. Gene Ontology annotation, molecular function: voltage-gated calcium channel activity. The record is from RefSeq and is a predicted model, not a curated record. Bases 197 to 3496 code for a protein of 1099 amino acids.
GGGUUUUCAGGGUCCAAAGCUCGCCACCGUGACCCCCACGUUCGUCUUCUGUCUUUAGCCGCCAUGAGGAAGCCGUUUCCUACAAACUCUUCAUGAUCCUCUCCAACUUUCAGAGCUGAUCCGCGUCUGUGUAAAUUGCCGCCAAUAUUUUAGAGUUUGAGCCGCGAGGAGCUUGGCGUCGGGAGUUGAAAGCGGGAUGGCGGGCCGGACGCCGGGAACGAGGAAGCUCCUGAGGAUUCUGGGAUUUUUCUGCCUGUGGAUUACAGCUCAGGCUCAGAUGAAGAUCCCACCGGAGACGGUGCAGCAGUGGGCGUCUGAGUUCUCCGUUCAGCUUCGAGACUUCACCACCAAAUACUCCGGCUCUCAGCUGCUGCAGAAGAAACUGAAGGAUGUCGAGUCCAUCAUUAAGAUCGUGGAGGUGGACGGAAACGACCUGGUGAAGGAUUAUUCGGAUGAAAUCGAGCGAAUGUUGGGAAGCAAGAUGAAGUCCGUGAAGAGGUUGGCGGAGUCUGCAGAGGACGCCGACCUGUACCACGAGUUCAACGCUACAUUAACGUUUGAUUACUACAACUCCAUGAUGAUCAACUCGGUGGACGAGGACGGGAACAGCUUGGAGCUGGGCGGAGACUUUCCCCUGGAGGAGAACGAGCACUUCAACAACAUGCCGGUGAACACGCUGCAGAGCGACAUCCAGAUCCCCACCAACGUCUACAACAAAGAUCCCAACAUCCUCAAUGCCAUCUACAACUCGGAGGCGUUAAACGACGUCUUCAUCAGUAACUUCCAGAAGGAUCCGACGCUUACCUGGCAGUUCUUCGGCAGCUCCACCGGCUUCUUUAGGAUCUACCCCGGUAUUAAAUGGACUCCGGACGCCAACGGUGUGGCCGCUUUCGACUGCAGAAACAGAAACUGGUACAUCCAGGCAGCCACGUCUCCCAAAGACAUCAUCAUCAUGGUGGACAUCAGCGGCAGCAUGAAGGGGCUGAAGAUGACCAUCGCCAAACACACCAUCAACACCAUCCUGGACACGCUGGGAGAGAACGACUUCGUCAACGUCAUCGCUUACACUGACUACGUUCGCUACGUGGAGCCGUGCUUCAGAGGAACUCUGGUCCAGGCUGACCUGGACAACAGAGAGCACUUUAAGUUGCUGGUGGAGAGUCUGCAUGUUAAAGGAGAAGCCAAGAUCAAGAACGCCAUGAAGGAAUCCUUCAAAAUCCUCAGCGAGGCGAGGACCAACGGUCAGGGCAGCAUGUGUAACCAGGCCAUCAUGCUGAUCACAGACGGAGCCAUGGAGGACUUUGAGUCCGUCUUUGAGGAGUUCAACUGGCCUGAACGCAGGGUGCGAGUCUUCACCUACCUGAUCGGCAGAGAGAUGACUUUCGCUCAAAACACCAAGUGGAUCGCCUGCAACAACAAAGGUUACUACACACACAUCUCCACGCUGGCCGACGUGCAGGAGAACGUCAUGGAGUACCUGCACGUGCUCAGCCGACCAAUGGUCAUCAACCACGACCAUGACAUCAUCUGGACGGAGGCCUACAUGGACACUGUGCUUCCCAAAACCAAGGAGCUCUUCUACACCAAAGCUCAGAGUCUGCUGCUGAUGACCUCAGUGGCCAUGCCGGUCUUCAGCAAGAAGAAGGAAACGCUGUCCCAUGGGAUCCUGCUGGGCGUGGUUGGCACUGACAUCCCACUGACGGAGGUGAUGAAGCUGGCACCCCGAUACAUGCUGGGCGCUCACGGCUACUCCUUCCUCAUCACCAACAACGGUUACAUCCUGGCUCACCCUGACCUCCGACCUUUGUACAAAGAUGGAAAGAAACUGAAGCCGAAGCCAAACUACAACAGUGUGGAUAUGUCCGAGGUGGAGUGGGAGGAUACAGACGAGACGCUGAGAACCGCCAUGGUGAGGGGAGAGACUGGCAGCUACAGGCUGAGCGUCAGAGCCUCAGUGGAUAAAGGGAAACGCCCCCUGUACCUCGUCAACGACUACUUCUACACAAACAUCGAUGAGACGCCUUUCAGCUUCGGCAUGGUGCUGACGAGGGGUCACGGAAGCCUCAUGUUCAUCGGGAAUGUUUCCGUGGAGGAAGGCCUGCACGAUCUCACCUCCCCAGACCUCAGCAUCGCCACCGAGUGGACGUACUGUGAGACGGACAUCGACCCCAGCCACCGGAAGUACUCCCAGCUUCAGGCCGCCAUCCGUUACCUGCUGGGCAAGGAGCCCGACCUCCAGUGUGACGAGUUGUUGCUGCAGCACACGCUGUUUGACGCCGUGGUAACGGCUCCGAUGGAAGCCUACUGGAACGCCCUGAUGCUCAGCGACGGGGUGGAGGCGGGUGUGGAGACGGCCUUCCUCGGGACUCGUUCGGGCCUGAUGAGGAUCCUAAGAUACGCAGGAGUGGAGACCAGAGUGGCAAAGAGGUUUCUGACUGAGGUUGAUAAGGACAACCUGUUCACCAUCGAUCACUUCCCUCUGUGGUACCGCCUGGCGGUGGAAAACACUCCUGGAAGCUUCUACUACUACGCAGUCAACGACAAAGGAGUGAAGUACGUGAUAGCGACGACAGCGGUGACGGUGUCGUCAGGCGGGAGGACGGCCGUGGCCGGAGCGAUCGGGGUGCAGCUGUCCUUGGAAUUGCUGGAAAAGAGGUUCUGGGCCAUCGCCAAGCAGCCCAGCGACACAGACUGUUCAACCAUUGAAGGCGUGUGUCCUCUCAGCUGUGAGAGUGCUGAUCUGAACUGUUUCCUGGUCGACAACAACGGCUUCAUCCUGCUGUCCAAAGAGAGGAACGAGGUCGGACGCUUCUUGGGCGAGGUGGACGGGUCCGUGAUGGCGUCGCUCCUCAAGAUGGGAAUGUACAAAAAAGUGUCGUUGUUUGACUACCAAGCCAUGUGUAAGAACAGUCAUCAUCACGCCAACAGCGCCCGCCCUCUGCUCAGUCCCUUUUAUUGCAUCGCUGCGUUAAUCAGAUGGCUCUUCUCCAACGCUCUGAUGUUCCUGCUGGACUUUAAUCUCUGUGGUCUCUGGCACUCUGAUUACUUUGUGGACGCCAAGGCUGGCUAUCAUACAAGUCAUAAGCAGAAGAAGAUGGAAGCGUUUCAGCCCUGUGACACGGCGUAUCCCGGCUUUAUGUACGACUCGUCUGUCAGGGAAGCCAACAGCCUCAUCAAGUGUGGACGCUGCCAGAAGAUGUUUGUGGUGCAGCAGAUUCCUGACAGUAACCUGGUUCUGGUUGUGACUCAGGCCGACUGUGACUGUUCCCGUCAGUACGGACCCAUGCUGCUGGAGCCCAAAGAGAUCAAAUAUAACGCCACGGUGAAGUGCAACAGGAUGAAAUCCCAGAAGGUGCGGAGGCGUCCUCAUUCCUGCCACGCCUACCACCCGAAGGAAAAUGCCAAGGAGUGUGGCGGGGCGUCGGCCAUCAUCCCGUCGCUCUCAGUCUUCUCGGUGUCUCUGCUUGUCUCGGCGCUCCUCCACCAUUGGACGUAAAGAAGGAACCAAUCAGGAUGCUCCGAGGGAGGCGGCAGAAAAGUAGAUCCAAAACGUCAGCACAGGAUGUUUGUUUUUUUUAAUUUUCCACGAGAGACGACGGGACAUCUCAGACUUUCUUUCCUGCUGUUCAGACGAGUCUCUGCUUGCUGCAGUGGAGAUAAAGGGCUAUUUCUUAUUUUUUAGACUUGUUUCUCAUUCCUGAACUUGAAUGAGGAACAAAAAGUCCCGAUUCUGUUGAAACAGACUCGGGUGGAUGGACGUAAACAGUGCGGCGAACUGUUGCCAUUACACUCAAAGAAUGUAGUAUCUUUGUAGCUUUUUGAUACAGAAAUAUUGUACACAAAGUAGAGUUUUACAUUCAAAUGACUUAACAAUUUAAUAAAAAGAAGUAGGAGCAUCAAAA